This is a messenger RNA of Aureobasidium melanogenum CBS 110374, 1542 nucleotides long. RefSeq lists its product as uncharacterized. NCBI's taxonomy places the organism in Eukaryota, Fungi, Ascomycota, Dothideomycetes, Dothideales, Saccotheciaceae. Bases 1 to 1542 code for a protein of 513 amino acids. Gene Ontology annotation, cellular component: U2 snRNP; U2-type prespliceosome; catalytic step 2 spliceosome. The transcript has 3 exons. Gene Ontology annotation, biological process: mRNA cis splicing, via spliceosome; regulation of alternative mRNA splicing, via spliceosome. The record is from RefSeq and is a predicted model, not a curated record. Gene Ontology annotation, molecular function: RNA binding.
AUGGCACCCGCGCCGCUACUGGAGCGCAACGAUACGCCUGACAACACCGAUUUCAAACCUCCACCAGGUGUCAUUCUACCGCCCAAGGAAUUUAGAACACUACUGGAAAAGACUGCUGGCUACAUCGUUCGCAAUGGUCCUGCUUUCGAAGCACGUAUUCGCGACAGCGCAGAGGGCAACCCGAAGCUUCAAUUCGUCCUUCCCGACAACCCAUACCACCCCUUCUACCUAUGGCGUCUAGAGGAGAUUAAGGAGGGAAGAGGAACAGAUGUCGCUGCUGGCCGCGAAGGAGAUGUUACUGCACCAAAGAAGAAGCAAGGCCCUGCGCCCCCGCCAGACUUCCACUUCUCAGCGCGCAUGCCUAAUAUCAGUUCUGUCGAUCUCGAGGUCAUCAAGCUGACCGCCAUGUUCGUCGCCAAAAAUGGCCGCUCGUGGAUGACCACCCUGUCGCAACGUGAGGCCAGGAAUCCCCAAUUCGAUUUCCUUCGCCCCCAGCACAGUUUCCACCAGUUCUUCUCGCGUCUGGUGGAUCAGUACACUGAGAUCCUCAAUACUCAGGGACAGCAGCAACAAGAGGUCGUCGCUGAACUUGAGAAGAACAUUGAUAACAAGUACCGCGUCCUAGAGAGCGCAAAGAAACGCGCCGAGUGGGUCAAGUACCAAGAAGCACAAAAAGUCAAGAAAGAGGAGGAGCAAGAAGCAGAAAAGGUCGCAUAUGCUCAGAUCGACUGGCACGACUUUGUCGUCGUCGAGACUAUCCUUUUCACUGAAGCAGACGACCAAACAGAACUUCCUCCACCCACAUCGUUGAACGACAUUCAGUCUGCAUCCCUCGAGCAGAAGGCACAAAUGAGCCUGGCGCCUUCAGGCAUGCGUAUCGAAGAAGCUAUGCCAGGUCAAGAGACUUACUACCAACCACCACCGGCACAAAUGCCUCCGCCCAGCUCAUACUCGCCCGCUCCUCCUGCUUUCUCUCCCGCUCAGCAAACUGGGUUUGCACCACCACCACGUACCGUACAAGAACAAGAAGAAGAUGCCCGCAUUGCCGAAAGAGCCGCUGAACGACAACGUGCCGAGCAGGCUCAGGCUGCUGCAAGAGGUCAAGGUCCCAUGCGCAUUCGCAACGACUACGUUCCUCGUGCCCAGGCUCGUAGGCAGAAUGCCACGACUGCUCUCUGCCCCAACUGCAAGCAACAGAUUCCAUACAACGAACUUGAGCAGCAUAUGAAGAUUGAAAUGCUUGACCCAAGAUGGCGUGAGCAGUCACGCAUUGCUGCUCAGCGAUCCAGCACCACGAACUUGUCGACUGCAGACGUCGCCAACAACCUCAAGCGUCUGGCGUCACAGCGAAGCGAUGUUUUCGACCCUGUCACAGGCCAAGCUGUCAGCGACGAGGAAGCUCAAAGACGUAAGAGAAUCGAGCUUAGCAGCUUCGACGGUGUCAACCCAUCUCAAUCUGCUGCUCCUGGCGCUCCUGGCAGCCAGUCUACAGAUGUACAGGAACAAAUUCGCCAACUGCAUCAAAAAUAUGGAAACCAAUGA